This is a messenger RNA of Cucurbita pepo subsp. pepo (vegetable marrow), 1073 nucleotides long. Lineage: Eukaryota; Viridiplantae; Streptophyta; Magnoliopsida; Cucurbitales; Cucurbitaceae. The record is from RefSeq and is a predicted model, not a curated record.
UCCCAUCUCUUAACAAAAUCAGUAACAAUGGCCCGCCAAUUGCUUCUCCUUGCUCUUGUCUUCGCCGUCGUUGUCGGCAUUGUCUCCGCCGCAUCACCCAAGGCCGAUGACCAUAAACCCUCUGACGCCAAAUCUGCUGAAAAUAAGACUGCCGCAGCUGCCGCUCCAACCCCUGCCCAUGCUCACAAAGGAGCUGCUUCUUCUCCCAAGGCCGAUGCCGGUGCCCCCAAGGCCGAUGCCGGUGCCCCCGAGGCCGAUGCCGGUGCCCCCAAGGCCGAUGCCGGUGCCCCCAAGGCCGAUGCCGGUGCCCCCAAGGCCGAUGCCGGUGCCCCCAAGGCCGAUGCCGGUGCCCCCAAGGCCGAUGCCGGUGCCCCCAAGGCCGAUGCCGGUGCCCCCAAGGCCGAUGCCGGUGCCCCCAAGGCCGAUGCCGGUGCCCCCAAGGCCGAUGCCGGUGCCCCCAAGGCCGAUGCCGGUGCCCCCAAGGCCGAUGCCGGUGCCCCCAAGGCCGAUGCCGGUGCCCCCAAGGCCGAUGCCGGUGCCCCCAAGGCCGAUGCCGGUGCCCCCAAGGCCGAUGCCGGUGCCCCCAAGGCCGAUGCCGGUGCCCCCAAGGCCGAUGCCGGUGCCCCCAAGGCCGAUGCCGGUGCCCCCGAGGCUGAUGCCGGUGCCCCUAAGGCUUCCAGCCCUGCCGAUGGCCCUGCUUCUGGCCCUGCCGGCAAUGAGGGUUCUGCCGAUUCCCCUGCUGGAUCCCCCGAGUCCGAUGCUGAUGCGUCAUCUCCACCUUCCCCAAGCGGACCUGCUGCCGGACCCGUCAGCGAAGACGAAGAUAUGGCUGAUGCACCAAGUGAUUCACCCGCUGAUUCUCCGCCCAGUGAUGCUUCGUUCCAGAAAGUGUCAGCCGCCACCGUUGCCGGGGUUUUGGGCGUUGCUGGAUUAUUUGCCUUCUAAACUUUUUAAUUUUAUGAGAUGGGUUUGAAUUGAAUUUGAAGAGAUUAUGGUUCUGUUGCUUACUUAAUGUAUUUCACCCUUCUCUGAUAAUUCAAAAGAGUGAUUAUCAUAAGAUCAUUUUCCAUUAA